Messenger RNA from Notolabrus celidotus (New Zealand spotty), 4715 nucleotides. Its product is annotated as catenin delta-1-like. The coding region runs from base 280 to 2976 and encodes 898 amino acids. Gene Ontology annotation, biological process: cell-cell junction assembly; cell-cell adhesion. NCBI's taxonomy places the organism in Eukaryota, Metazoa, Chordata, Actinopteri, Labriformes, Labridae. Gene Ontology annotation, molecular function: cadherin binding. The transcript has 21 exons. Gene Ontology annotation, cellular component: plasma membrane; adherens junction; cytoplasm. The record is from RefSeq and is a predicted model, not a curated record.
GCCCUCUCGUUGAUAGAAAUCUCGGUGAUGUCGCUUCGCCUCUAACGAGCUUGACCCAGAACCCAGGGAAGGAGGGGAAAAGAGGGGAGAAAAACACACUAAAAACGGAAUAGUCUGGAAGGGGGACGAGGCAGCCUUUUAACACGCAGUUCAGUCCUUCCUGUUUCUGGGCUUGGUGGUUCUGUGAUCUUCUCCCCCAUGAGCAACUAGAGCUCAACCUCUGACCUAGGCGUGAUCUCUCACCUCUACUACCAAACCACGCCCAAAGGUGAAGUGUGUAUGGAGCAGUGUGAGAGCGCAGCGGCUCUGCUGGAGUCGGUCAGGGAGCAGGAGGUGCAGUUUGAACAGCUGACCCGAGCACUGGAGGAGGAGAGGAGGAGAGUGGGCCUCCCAGCCACCAGCCCCUCGGCCAUGGGUCGCCCCCUCCCUCAUACACAGAACGGGCGUUUAGGGGAUGCAGACAUAGAGCGACUGAAACUCAUUGACACGUACUUAAACGGCACACAGUACAGAAUGGUGGACCCUGCACAUGGUGCUCUAGAUGAGAGCUACACACCCGAGGACGACUCCCAGGAAGUGCACUCUGUGUUUUCUGAAGAAGGGACCGCACGGCGCCAAGACAAUGGCAUGAAGAAACCAAUCUCACGCACAGUCCUGCCCUCUGACUCCAUGUCCAUCGAUGGGGGUUUGACGGUGCCCGGUAUGGGCGGAUACAGCGCCACACUAGACCGUCCUUACAGGCAGCCUGUACCGGGAGACUAUCCCACUGCCACGGUGCCCAGAAACUACCACUAUGGCCCCGUUGGAGGUUAUGAUGAUUACCGUGGAGGUCCACCAUCAGAAGCAUACACUAGCUUGAGCCGGGGUUCACACAUGGACGAACGAUACAGGCCUGCUGAUGGCUACAGGACCCUGGACUCAGGCUACCGGGCUCCAAGCCGCCAGCAGCUGGACCCGUACGCAGCACAGCCCCAGGUGAGCCGAGGGAUGAGGGCACUUGGCUCGGCAAUGGAGAUGCGGUAUGGCCAUGCUCCCUAUGGUCUGGAGGAUGACCAGCGCAGCGUAGGAUAUGAUGAGUAUGGCAUGGGGCCCCAACCCAUGCACCCUGGUGGCUAUGGCACCAUGCCACGCCUGGGGCCCGGCCCCGGGGGUAUGGACAGACGAAGACUCAGGAGCUGUGAAGAUACUUUAGAUGGUGACAUGGGAGGAGUCGACCCUUAUGCCUGGGCGCCCAUGACCAUGGAGAGGGGAAGCAUGGCGUCACUGGACAGCACACUUAGGAAGGCUCCUCCCGGUUCAUGGAGACAACCGGAGCUUCCGGAGGUCAUUGCCAUGUUGAACUACCGCCUGGACCCCGUCAAAACCAACGCUGCUGCCUUCCUGCAGCAUCUCACAUUCAAAAAUGAUAAGGUUAAGUCAGAAGUGCGUCGUCUGAAAGGCAUCCCAGCCCUAGUGUCAUUGCUGGACCACCCCAGCAAGGAUGUGCACCACUCAGCCUGCGGAGCACUGAAGAACAUUUCAUAUGGGCGAGACCAAGACAACAAGAUCGCCAUCAAGAACUGUGAUGGAGUGCCCGCCCUGGUCCGAUUACUGAGGAAAACCCAUGACCAGGACUUGACUGACACGAUUACAGGCACCUUGUGGAACCUCUCAUCCCAUGACGCUGUAAAGAUGGAGAUUGUGGACCACGCCCUGCACGCCCUGGCUGAUGAAGUGGUUGUCCCUCACUCCGGCUGGGAGAGAGGGAGCAACGGAGGAGAAGAGAGCUGCAAACCACGCCAUCUGGAGUGGGAGACCGCCUUGACCAACACUGCUGGCUGCCUUAGGAAUGUGAGUUCAGAACGCAGCGAGGCCAGGCGGAAGCUGAGAGAAUGCACAGGAUUAGUGGAUUCACUCAUGUACGUUGUCCAAUCACAGAUCAACCGCAAAGAUGUGGAUAACAAGUUGGUGGAAAACUGCGUCUGCCUCCUUCGGAAUCUCUCCUAUCACGUUCACCGGGAAGUCCCCGGCUGCGAGCGCUACGCAGAGGCCGUGCCUCUCAACCAGGGACCGGCCCCCGCUAACAAGGGUGGCUGCUUCGGCUCGCGAAAGGGCAAAGAUGAGUGGUUUUCCAAAGGUAAGAAGGAUGGAGAUGAUGGGAGUGGAGAUCAGGUUGACAUUCCAAAGAGGACAACACCUGCCAAAGGUUACGAGCUGUUGUUCCAGCCGGAGGUGGUUCGUGUUUACACAUCACUGCUCAGAGAGAGCAAGAACCCUUCAGUCCUAGAAGCUGCUGCCGGUGCCAUCCAGAACCUGUGUGCUGGCCGAUGGACUUAUGGUCGGUAUAUCCGGGCCACUGUGCGUCUGGAGAAAGGUCUUCCGAUGAUGGCAGAGCUGCUGGCACACGGAAAUGACCGUGUGGUUCGGGCAAUGUCUGGAGCCUUGAGGAACCUCGCCAUUGACAACCGUAACUGCGAACUGCUCGGGUUGCAUGCAGUGCCUCACCUUGUGGCCAACCUGCCUGGAGGCCAGAGUCAGUCUGGGCGCGCUCUGUCGGAGGAGACAGUGGUGUCUGUACUGAGCACGCUUGCUGAAGUGCUGGGUAACAGUCUAGAGGCAUCAAAGACCCUCCGUGCGUCACAGGGCAUUGAGAGGCUUGUGCUCAUUAACAAGGAUGGGAAGCGCUCAGAGCGUGAGGUGCGGGGGGCCGGCCAGGUGCUGCAGCUUGUCUGGGCCCACAAAGAGCUGCGUCGGCCUCUUGAGAAGGACGGCUGGAAGAAGACCGACUUCAUGGUCAACCUCAACCCCACCACCAACGGCCCCAGCACCAGAGCCAACGGCACCUAUGAAGAUAGCACCACACCAUUGUUAGACAGAGGAGAAAAGAGGGAUGUCAUUCCACUAAACGACCUCGGACCUGAGGCCUACUCUACACUGGAUCAGAGGGAGAGGAGACACACUCUGGAUGAAACCACAGACACUUUACCGAAAAACUGAUAGUGUGCAUCACCCAGACUGGGCCGUCCCUGCCCUACCACUGCUACUGAGGAGAGAUGAUCCAGAUGCACAGACUCUCUCCCUCAAAUAACCCCUCCCUCCCCUCCCCUCUCUAUCAACACACAGAUGGGAUCAGAAGAUGAGGGUUGGCAUCCAAAGAAAGUGGCUGUGUUGCAGUCGUUUCAUGCAACACACACACAAAUACAGACACACAUACACACCUACUUUUUACAAAUUCCUUCAACCGUAGCAACAGAAAUAUAUUCAGUUAUUUUAGAUAUAAUUUUCCUGUAAAGGCAAUCACCUUUGUUGACAAUCAUUUAAUUCUGGUGUUGUCACCCCACUUGUUUCUAAUUUUUCUUGCUAAAACAUUUUGGUCAUUUUUCGUCAUGGUCAACAAGUGUUCGCCAACAACCCCAUCCUAACGAUGAAUUUGUACGUAGACUUAAAUGUAGGGUAUAUACUGUAUAUAAAAAGAAAAUGGGAUGACUGCAUUAGUUUUGGCUCAUUAAUUUAAAUCGUCCCUUAACUGGGAUUGUUGGGAGGUUGGGAUGGAGCGAUGGACCGCCCCUGUAGGACGAGAAUGUUUAUAGAGGAGUUAUUUUCCUGUCUAGAGUUAUUUUCUCUCGGUUGGGACGAGCACAGGUGUUAAGAAAGGGCAGGAGUGUGUAUAUUUGUCAUACAGUAAACCUGUGGCUGUGUGUGUGUGUGUGUGUGUGUGUGUGUGUUUGUGUGUGUGUGUGUGUGUGUGUGUGCGCGUGUGAAAAAAAUGAUAUGGACCUUGGGAGUGAGUGAGUGUUCGUGUGUGUGCUGGACCAGACCUAUAAGACCCACGUUGGUAAUUUUAUCUGUUCAUGUCCUUGUUUUUAACUUGUGCUCCUACUCCUGUGACAAAACAUUGUUUUUUUAUUCCUUUUAGUUUUCAUGUACUGACUGCCUCUUAUUAUGUUUUAUACUUUGAACUUGUUCCCCUCUAUGACAGAAAACUACAGCUUCAGCGUCUUUUACUGACCGGAUCACAUUAAAUGGGGUUCUGACUUGUGGAGCUGGAAACCAAAAAACACUAAACCACUACGACAUUUUAACUCCCUGCUUUAGAAAUCAUUCCUGGCUCUACUGUAACAGACUCUAAGCGUUAUUUUUUUAUUUAGACAAAGAAACAAACACUUCAAGAGGCUCUCUUUGCGCUCUGCUUUAAAUUUGAAGUCCUAAAAAAAUCACUACUUGCUGUUUUCUAAUGGCCUUUGAGGUGUGCUGUUUUAUGAAUAAACAUUUUAAAUAUGGGAGACUUUUAUCCUCAGAGCAGACUCGACUUUUCACAAGAUACUGACUUAAUUUAAUCUGGGAGGUGGACAAAGCACACGUUUGUCUCUUACCCAUGUCCUUUCUUACUUUGUUUUUAUUUUUCACUUUGUGUCUGGUUUGUUCCUAUUUUAUUUUGGGGUUUGUAUGCAAGGCGGCAGUGGGUGAGAUCAUUAUGCAAUUUGUUCAACUUUUUUUUAGUCCUAGUUUUACCGUUACAGCUGUUUUUUUAAGGCAAAAGAGACCAACCUUCUUUGUGUUUUUUCUCUCUCUCUUUUUUUUUUACUCUCCACAGUAUAUUUGUAAUGUUGCCUAUCCAUGUAAAAUUAUGAUGUACCAUUCAUACCUGCCUUGGCUCUGAGAAGUUGCAUUUUCAGUGAAGUAUGUAUCUGGUAACACUGUUGUUUUUAUAAAUAAAGAUCUUUUCUUAGACAACA